AAAGCGACGGCGCUAGCUCGGAAUUAAACAUCAACAGCUGGAAUAAAACUGCCUCAAACUCCGCCAGAAUGAAGGAGAAUUGAAAAUAUCUCGGCCGCGACUGUAAAGUAUGUCCGCUAACAUUUUUCUGACGAGGAAUUUAUCGAGUUGUGACUCUGCAGAAGUGAAUUCUUGCUGUUUUUUGUGCAGAUCUGCUGGGAAAACGACCAACACUUUGACUCUGCGGCUCCUGUAAACUGAAGCUAACGCUCUCGCCGCCGACAUGAGGAGCAAGAGGAAGUCUCAGGCUGCAGAAGACCGUUGUGCUCUGUGCAGUCGCAGUGAUAACGAUCCUGUCCACUUUGGGGAAAAGGUCACACUCAAACAGCACAAACUGACCAUCCACUACUUCUGCUUGCUGACGUCCAGCGGAGUUUACCAGCGAGGAGGAGAGGACGAGGGAGUGUUUGGCUUCCUGGUCGACGACAUCAAGCAGGAAGUGCGCAGGUCGUCCCGACUGACGUGCUCGGUGUGUAAGAAGAAGGGGGCGUCUGUCGGCUGUAACGUGAGCAGCUGCAGGAGGAAGGUUCACUUCCCGUGCGGCAGGAAGCAGGGCUUCAUCUCCCAGUUCAGCGGCCUGUUCCCGUCGUACUGCAGGGACCACAGCCCGGCCCAGUCUCUGUGUGUGAGCUCGGACCUCAGCCUGCCUCAGUCCUGCUCCGUGUGUCUGGACUCGCUGGAGCCCGUCCUGUCCCACGCCGUCCUCAAAUGUCCCGCCUGCCACGCCAGCUGGUUCCACAGGGACUGUGUGCAGCGUCAGGCCCACAGUGCAGGCCUGUUCUUCUUCAGGUGCACUCUGUGUAACAACAAGGAGAGCUUCCAGGAGGAGAUGCUGCGCAUGGGGAUCUUCAUCCCGGAGAGAGAUGCAUCGUGGGAGUUGGAGGCGAAUGCAUUUGCGGAGCUGCUGGAGGUUUACCAGCGCUGCGACGCUCACACCUGCCUCUGCAACAACGGACGCACACACUCUGCCAAGACUGGCUGGUUCGAGGUGAUCCGCUGCCGGCUCUGUGGAUCCAGAGGAACCCACAGGAAGUGCUCUGGGCUGCUGGUGGACACCAGAGACUGGGCCUGCCUCGACUGCACGCACGCCACCGACGGGAAAGCCUCCCUGGUAGGUUCUCCUCAAUCCGGUCAGAGGAGGAGUCUGCUGUCCAAACGCCGCCUCUCCUCCGCCCACGCCACCAUCAGCUGUAAAAGACCUUCAUUAUGUGACGGAUCAGCUGCAGAGCUCCUGCAGGCCCUGGCCCUCCAGCUCACCCCCCCUCAGGCCCAGAAACACCUCCUGCCCUCCCCCCCUCAGACCCAGACCCCCCCUCAGACCCAGACCUCCCCUCAGACCCAGACCUGGUCCUCGUCCCCUCAGGGCCUGCAGCUCCGUCCUCCCGGUGUCCCGGUGACGGUGGCGGGGGACCAGGCUCUGUCGGCCGGCCUGGCCCUGGUGAGGAGCAGCGACUUCGACCCCACACACUCCCUGUCCGUCAGGUUCACUGACGGCCAGCAGACUUUUCCCAGCUGCCUCGGCGGUGGCGGCGGCGGCGAUGAUGACGCGGCCCGGCGUUACUUCCUGAAGCUGCUGGUCCAGCAGAUCCAGAACUCGGCGGUGUUCGAGGGUCCGGACGGCUCCAAAAACCUGGCGCUGGACUCACAGGCCCUGCGGGAGGACCUGUACUUCGACGUGGGCUGCCUGCUGGCUCUCUCUCUGGUCCACGGCGGCCCUCCGGUCGGCUUCUUCUCUCCCGCCCUCUACCAGUGUCUCUUCAACUUCCCGCACAACACGGCGCUCACCGUCACACACAUGACGCCCGACACACACUUCACACGCCAAGUCAGCAGGAUUGCAGCGGCCGGCUCGUUGGAGGACCUGAAGGAGGCCAUGGCGGCGAGCUGGGAGUACCUGGAGCUGGCCGGCUGCAACCGACCAAUCAGCAGCCUGCAAGAGAGAGGCGCCCUGGUGGAGGAUCUGGUCGGCUUCACCAUGAUCACCAGGAUGCAGCUGCCGCUACAGAGGUUUCGUGAAGGCCUGCGAACGCUCGGCGUGUUUGAUCAGGUCCAGCUGUUCCCCUCCGUGUUCUCCCGUGUGUUCUGCGAGCCGGCGGAUCAGCUGACGGCUCAGGACGUGGGCCGGCUCUUCGCCGUCGGCUUCUCCCCGCAGGACGAGCGUCAGGACAGGGAGGCGCCCGUCGUCACCUUCUGGAGGCACUUCCUCAUGGAGUGUGAAGUUGGGCGGAGCUGCGUCUCCCUGCAGGACCUCCUUCACUUCGCCACGGGGGCCGCCGGCCUCCUCCCCCCUCCCUCCCUGUCCUUCCUCCACCCGCUCGGCGCCGGAGGGGGGGGCGGCCGGAGGGACGAGGGGCUGUUCCCUCAGAGCGAGCCCGGCUCCCACCACCUCCUCCUGCCCGUCACCUCCUCCUACCAGGCCUUCAAGAACUCCAUGGAGCAGGCGGUCAGCCACCGAGCGCACCUCCUGCCUGCAGAGAGGUAGAGGAGCACCGGGGGGGGGGGGGGGGGGGGGCAGGGAGGCUUUUCACACCUUUCUGAAACCUUGAAGCUGAUGGACGGAUGGAUGAGGCGAUGAAAGCUUUAUUUUUUAUUGUUUUUCAUUUUCCCUUUCCUCUAACUAAGGUGAUUUUUUGUUUGUUUGUUGGUGCUAACAACAAAAACACAUGGUGCUCUUCAGAAGCUCCACCUCUCAGUUUGAGGACUCUUUACCUUCAUAUUCAUCUGAUGUGCUGAUUUACUGGUGAGCAGCUUGGAGUUUGGUUUGCUGACGACGUCGCUUUUCAUUUUCUUUCUGCUGUGAAUUCGCUGGAAAGGAAAGAUCCUGCCCAGAAACCCUCUGCUCAGUGAGAAAGACCUCCAGCACGGUGCGCUCACACUGACAAACGUUUCCUGAAGCCCAGAGGAAGCUCACUUUUUUAAAAACUGUGUUCAGACGUCUGGACUUCUGUGAUCGUGGACGUGGAAUCCUGGCCUCAACACGUUUCCUUUGCAGAGACGAGGUCGUGUCCCAGGAUCGGAUGAGACUCGGGUCAGAUCAGAGCAGCGGGGCGUCUCUGAAGUGACGAGUCCCAGUCAGACGUCAUGGUGCUAAUUUUGACUCUCGGCUGUUCUCAGCUCUCUUGUAUGUAUUUUUUUUAUUGUACAUAAAUUACUUUUUUUUUUUUAUCCUUUGUCACCUCGGAUUCCUCUAAAUGUUUGUAGAGACGCCGGCCAUUUUG
Molecule: messenger RNA, 3257 nt
Organism: Myripristis murdjan (pinecone soldierfish)
Lineage: Eukaryota; Metazoa; Chordata; Actinopteri; Holocentriformes; Holocentridae
Gene: g2e3
Product: G2/M-phase specific E3 ubiquitin protein ligase
Cellular component (GO): nucleus
Molecular function (GO): ubiquitin-protein transferase activity
Source: RefSeq, a predicted model, not a curated record